AUGCUGAACUGCAAGCCUGCUCCUACGCCUGUCGACACGAAGGCUAAGGUGUCCGCCGUCGAGGGCUCUCCGGCGUCCGACGCUCCCUUCUACCGCUCCAUCGUCGGUGCGCUUCAGUACCUUACACUGACGCGUCCGGACAUUCAGUACGCUGUCCAGCAGGUGUGCCUUCAUAUGCAUGCUCCUUGUGACACUCAUUGGGCUCUGGUGAAACGUAUCCUUCGGUACAUACGUGACACCACAGCUAUGGGUCUCACCCUGACGGCAUCACCUGACACCAGCCUUGUCGCCUACUCCGACGCCGACUGGGCUGGGUGUCCCGACACUAGCCGCUCCACUUCCGGCUACUGCGUCUACCUUGGGCCCUCUCUGAUUUCGUGGUCGUCUAAACGACAGCCCACGGUCUCACGAUCGAGUGCCGAGGCCGAGUACAGGGCCGUGGCCAACGCCGUUGCGUAG
Molecule: messenger RNA, 459 nt
Organism: Aegilops tauschii subsp. strangulata
Lineage: Eukaryota; Viridiplantae; Streptophyta; Magnoliopsida; Poales; Poaceae
Source: RefSeq, a predicted model, not a curated record